AUCUCGACUUCAAUUUUGCAUUCUUUUUAAUGAGAUUAAUUUAAUCUUUUAUUUCAUUUACCUUUAGCCAUCUUCCUCGUCCAUUCUAUUUAUAAUGGAACACGACCACACAAUGACUGAUGGAUUUCAGCCAGGGUAUGGUGCUGCCAUCUGGUCGCCGGCUCUGACACCUAUGGGAGAAGGCCAAUACAUUGGAGCACUUAUUGGUCUCUUCUUGCUCUCAGUCGGGUUCCGUGCUCUUGUCGCUGCUCAGGGAUAUCUCGAAGCGUACCUUUAUCUCCAUUACUAUCUUCGUCUAUCAUCAACUCAUGUUCCCCGUACCUUCAAACAGGCAUAUGGAAAAGGGGAACAAGAACCAGAUUUAGUACCAGUUGCAAACGAUCAUGACGAGAAUCAAAACCAGAGCAUUUUGAGUGCAAAGCAGCAGGAUAGCAAUGCGCUCCAGAUAUUUCCCGACCAUUCACUUAGCGCCCUUCACGCCCAGGACCAACAGCAGAAGCAGCAAUUGAAGAGACCCCAAGGCGAGCAAGGGCAGAAGGAUGAGGGUAGCUUGACACAAUCAUUUUCACAACCACCUCAAUUAACAGCGCAUGCUGGACUCAACCGUAACCUCAAUCUCAGAUAUAAUGGACUUUCCAAGAAACACCGUCAUCCUCUUUAUCAACCUUAUCUUUACGAUCAUGAUCAUUAUGGCAAGCCUAGCUCUUCAGUAUCAUUCUUGUCCCCUAUGCCAACUGUCCAACCUUUCGUUUGGCAAGCAGAGGUCUCAAGAGCGUUACUAAUGACUGCAGUAGUUGGGGUUGGAUAUAUGCUCAUGUUAGUAAUCAUGACCUACAAUUCCGCCUAUUUUGCCGUGAUCUUAGUUGGAGUUUUCGUAGGGGAAGUAUAUUUCGGACGAUGGGCCCGCGCUCGACCAAUUUCCCCUACACCAUCAUCCUCAAAGCCCAAGCCCAAGCCAGAACUAACGGCCUUAUACCCAUAUACUGCUAGAGAAAGGGUGAAUGGAGAGCAUUCCGUAUCGACUUCCUCGACUUCGCUCGCUUCAAGGUCUUCGCAUGGUUACUCCAUGAUGAUGCAUCAUGGCGCUUCAGCAGAUGGGUGUUAACAAGAUAUCUUAAAAUAUAAAACGUAAAAAAUAAAUCCGUAACAUUAAAGGUAGUCCAUAUUUUCCUG
Lobosporangium transversale is the source of this 1173-nucleotide messenger RNA. Its product is annotated as Ctr copper transporter family-domain-containing protein. Gene Ontology annotation, biological process: intracellular copper ion homeostasis; copper ion transmembrane transport. Gene Ontology annotation, molecular function: copper ion transmembrane transporter activity. NCBI's taxonomy places the organism in Eukaryota, Fungi, Mortierellomycota, Mortierellomycetes, Mortierellales, Mortierellaceae. The transcript has a single exon. The record is from RefSeq and is a predicted model, not a curated record. Gene Ontology annotation, cellular component: plasma membrane. The coding region runs from base 95 to 1105 and encodes 336 amino acids.